AUGCCGACUAUGCGCGCAAUCGCCGUCAAGGGCGGCAAGGGCCCCGCAACGAACCUCUAUGUUGAUAAGAUCGAGAAGCCAGUCCCUGCUGCGGGCCAGGCGCUUGUUAAAAUCAAGGCUUUCGGGCUGAAUCGCAUGGAUAUCCUCCAGCGGGAGGGGAUGUAUCCGGUUCCUCCGCAGGCGCCGGAGACCAUUGGAGUGGAGUUCUCUGGUACGAUUGAGAGCCUUGGAGAACAGACGAAUGGAGGGUUCAAGGCGGGCGAUGAAGUGUUUGGACUUGCUUACGGAGGUGCCUACGCCGAAUACAUUGUCGUCUCGACCAAGAUGCUUAUUCAUAAACCGGAGCAUCUGUCUUGGGAAGAAGCUGCGGGAAUUCCAGAGACAUGGAUCACAGCCUCACAGGCGCUAUUUGUGAUUGGCGAUUUCCAAGCUGGCCAGUCUGUGCUAUGGCACGCGGGUGCAUCCUCGGUUUCUCUCUCUGGAAUCCAGCUUGCGAAGGCGCACGGGGCGAAGGCGAUCUACGCGACCGUCGGCUCGCAGGAGAAGAUUGACUUUCUGGAGCAGAAGCUCGGCGUGACCAAGGCAUUCAAUUAUAAGACGCAGGACUGGGCGGCUGAGAUCCAAAAAGCGACGGGCGGCGCCGGCGUGAAUUUGACGGUGGACUUCGUGGGCGCAACAUACUUCCAAGGGAACCUGGACGUCGCGGCCAAGGACGGGCGAGUGGUGUUGCUAGGAUUGAUGGGUGGGGUCAAGCUCCCUGACGGUGUGAACAUUGCGCCGCUCCUGAUGAAGCGGAUUCGGCUCGAGGGGAGCACACUGCGCAGCCGCGACGAGGAUUACCAGGCCAAGCUGCGUGACACACUCGUAUCGCAGGCGCUGCCACGAUUCGCGGACGGGACUUUCAAGGUGUUCGUGGAGAAGGUUUUCCCAUUCGACGAAAUCGUGCAAGCGCAUCAGCUGCUGGAAAGCAACACGACCAAGGGGAAGAUCAUCUGCGUUAUCGAGUAA
Penicillium chermesinum is the source of this 1008-nucleotide messenger RNA. RefSeq names its product NAD(P)H-quinone oxidoreductase. The record is from RefSeq and is a predicted model, not a curated record. Gene Ontology annotation, molecular function: oxidoreductase activity. The transcript is spliced from 4 exons. Lineage: Eukaryota; Fungi; Ascomycota; Eurotiomycetes; Eurotiales; Aspergillaceae. The coding region runs from base 1 to 1008 and encodes 335 amino acids.